Messenger RNA from Lactuca sativa (garden lettuce), 578 nucleotides. Its product is annotated as Carbohydrate-binding X8 domain superfamily protein. NCBI's taxonomy places the organism in Eukaryota, Viridiplantae, Streptophyta, Magnoliopsida, Asterales, Asteraceae. The record is from RefSeq and is a predicted model, not a curated record.
CACUUCCCUUGUCAUAUAUAUAAACCCCAUCUGUUUCUUCCCAUUUCCCUUCUCUCUCUCUCUCUCGACCAUUUUCUCUCUCUAAAAAUGUCACCUUUUGUUCUGAAGAUGUUGCUUCCAUUGAUGCUUCUUGUGGUUAUGCUUCCACAAAGAUCUAAAGGAGAUUUUGAGCAAUGGUGCAUAUCAGAUAGUCAAGCAACAGAUGCAGAAUUACAGGCAGCAUUGGAUUACACAUGUGGGGAAGGUGGUGCAGAUUGUAGCAAGAUUCAAGAAAACCAAUCUUGUUAUUUACCAAACACACUAAAAGAUCAUGCUUCAUUUGCAUUUAAUGCUUAUUAUCAAAAAUUUAAACAUAAUGGUGCUUCUUGCUACUUUCAUAGUGCUGCAAUGACAACCGAAAAAGAUCCCAGUUAUGGUUCAUGCCACUAUGAUUACACUCCUUGAUGCAAUGGGUAACAAAUUAUAAAAAGACAGAUCACAAAUUAUAAGAAGACAGAUCACAAACGAAUGUUUACUUUUCACUUUCUUGAUUCAUUUGUCUUGAAAAGAAUCCUUUUUAAUAGAUAUAUGUUGGAAUA